Molecule: messenger RNA, 345 nt
Organism: Aspergillus thermomutatus
Lineage: Eukaryota; Fungi; Ascomycota; Eurotiomycetes; Eurotiales; Aspergillaceae
Exons: 3
Coding region: 1-345 (114 amino acids)
Source: RefSeq, a predicted model, not a curated record
AUGCCUAUGACCUGGAGCCACAAAGCUGAUGCAAAGCUUUUCCUCGGCGUCCUCAGCACGAGCAACAUUAAGCCUGACUACGAAGCUCUUGCAAAGUACAUGGGACCUGAUUGCACUGUCAAGGCUAUCCAGCACAGAAUUGGACGCCUCAAAACAGAUGCUGGGGUUGUCGUCGCUGCCGACGGUGACUCUUCGGCCCCUGCUACUCCGGAGAAGCGCAAGCGUGGCCGCCCAAAGAAGGAUGCCAAUGGUGACGCCGCGGAAAAGGAUAACGCCAGUCCUAAGAAGGCUAAGAAAGAGGCCGUGAAGAAGGAGGAGAACGGUUCUGCUGUCGACGGCGCUUGA